CGCCGGUUGCUGCUGGGCCUGGAGCACGCGCUACUGCUGGCGGCCGGCGGGGCGCUCUUCUCCUGGGGCGGCGGCAGGCACGGGCAGCUCGGGCACGGCGACCUGGAGAGCCGGCGGGAGCCGCGGGCGGUGGAGGCGCUGCAGGGCUUGGCCGUGGCGGAGGCGGCGGCGGGCGGCUGGCACUCGGCGGCCGUCAGCGAUGCGGGCGACCUGUACUUGUGGGGCUGGAACGAGUCGGGGCAGCUAGGGCUGCCCUCCAAAAAGGCCAGCGAGGCUGCAGUAGCAGCCGCCGAGGAGGCCGGUUCGGACCCGCGGAAUCGCCCCCUUUGCGAGCGCAGCGUUGCUCCGGGCAGCGACAGGCUGGAGGCGGGGGCUUCGGACGGGCCGGGAGGCGACGAAGCGCCCUUCGUCUCGGUGCAGGCCUUCCCCGCCCUGCUGGACUUGCCCGAGGAGGCCGAGGUGCGGCGGGUCAGCUGCGGGUCUCGACACACGGCCGCCGUGACGGGGCCCGGCCAUCUCUACACCUGGGGCUGGGGGAAAUAUGGUCAGUUGGGGCACCAGGACGCAGCCACCUCUGACCGGCCAAGGAGAGUUUGCUACUUUGUGGAGAGGAAUCUCAGGGUGCAGGAUGUGGUCUGUGGGCCGUGGAACACCUUUGUCCAAGCUGCGGCUGCCAAGAGUGGGCCAUGAAGAAGCCAUGUCCAGCAGGCCUUUCCCUGGAGGCUGAGCAGCCUCACAGAGCUCCAUCUUGAUUCAACUGGACAUCCCGUGAACGAGAAUUGGGCCAUGUUUACAUAUCAGAAGCACAACAUUAAAUGCAGAAUAAAAUUAUCUUUUAUGUA
Molecule: messenger RNA, 842 nt
Organism: Thamnophis sirtalis
Lineage: Eukaryota; Metazoa; Chordata; Lepidosauria; Squamata; Natricidae
Source: RefSeq, a predicted model, not a curated record